Messenger RNA from Cavenderia fasciculata, 1788 nucleotides. It is a transcript of the gene gefH, whose product is annotated as Ras guanine nucleotide exchange factor. Lineage: Eukaryota; Evosea; Eumycetozoa; Acytosteliales; Cavenderiaceae. Bases 1 to 1788 code for a protein of 595 amino acids. Gene Ontology annotation, biological process: Ras protein signal transduction; positive regulation of GTPase activity. Gene Ontology annotation, cellular component: plasma membrane. The record is from RefSeq and is a predicted model, not a curated record. Gene Ontology annotation, molecular function: protein binding; guanyl-nucleotide exchange factor activity. The transcript has 7 exons.
AUGUCAUUUAUCAAUCAUAGUAAUAUUGGUAGAAGUGCGAUGGGAGGUAGUACAGGAAGUGGAUCGAGUACUCCAAAGAAACCUCUACUUGGAUCAUUCUCUUCAAUGUCCAAUCUUAGUGCUACAUCGGGUCAAUCAAAUUCAGAAUCAAUCGAAGAUUCAUAUAAUAUACCACCAAGCGAAUGGGUAUCAAGAGUGAUGCACAAUCAUCCAGAUGUAUUAGAGUUGAGAGAAAGAAUGAGACCAAUCACCAAUCAAAAAUCAUUCUCUAGAAACAGAAUGUGUUCAAAGACAGAAGCUAGUCACGUCAUUUCAGAUUCUGUACUAUUAAAGUUGAUCAUGCAAUAUCUUCACGAAGAAGGUUUAACUUCUACUUUAACAAAGAUUCAAGAAGAAUCUACUUUUAAAUUUGUAAAGGAUGAAGUUGAAAAAGAAGCAUUACCAACAUUAUUAAAAAUAGGCAUUAAAGAAGCAAAUAAUUGGUUUGGACCAUUAGAGGAAAUAGAUGGUGAUGAUCCUGAAGUUGAAGCUUAUCAUGCUUAUGUUUCUGAACAAGAUACUGAUGUUACAGAUGGUUCAAUUGAAAGUAAAAAUAUAUGGGAUGACUUGAAUGAUGAGAGUACAGUUAAACUAUUGAAAAACUCUGAUAAUAAUAAUACGAUUCAAGCAGCAACAUUAAACAAAUUGAUUUGGUGGUUAACUAGUAACCCAAAUAGUCCAGAGGUAUCAGAGUUUAGAAAAAUCUUUUUCUUAACAUUUCCUUCAUUCACAACCGCAGAAACAAUUUUAACCAAAUUAAUUCAAAUGUAUAAUUCACCAACUAGAGAUAACAGUGACAUGGGCCUGGUUAUCGUAUUUUUAAAUCUUUGGAUUGAACAACAACCUCAAGAUUUUAACGACAAGUUAUUAUCCAUGUUAAAUAAUUUUAUUGAUAAUCAAAUGGUUAAAGAUGGUCUAACAAAUUGGGCAAAGAAAUUAAGAACUUCAAUUGCUAAAACUGAAAAUAAUAAUACUAAAAAGAAAGAAAAUCAAUUAACUAAUCCACCAGAACCAAAAGUACCAAAGAAUAUAUUUUCAUCGACAUUGACUUUUGAAGACAUUGAUGAAGAAGAGAUUGCAAGACAGUUGUGUUUGAUUGAUUUUGGAAUGUACGAGAGUAUCAAACCAACCGAAUUUUUAAUCAAGGGAUGGGUCAGACCAUCCUAUCGUUCAAAGGCUGUUAAUCUUUUGUCGCUAAUGAAAAGAUUCAAUGAUUUCACAAAAUGGAUCUCUCACAGUCUCUUGAUCGAACAACAAAACACCAAAGGAAAAUCAAAAUUGUUGGGCAAGUUUUUAAAGAUUGCUGAACAUUUACGUACUCUCAAUAAUUUCCAUUCUCUCAUGGCUAUCUUUGGUGCCAUCAAUAGUACUUCAGUUUAUAGAACAAAAACAAUUAGAAAAGAUCUUUCAAAACAACAACAAGAGACAUAUGCAGAUUUAGAGAAAUUAUUCCAUUCAGAUAAUAAUUAUAAGAGUUAUAGACUUGCAUAUAAAGACGCAGGACCACCAUGUAUACCAUUCAUGGGUAUUCAUCUACGUGAUUUAACCUAUGUCGAUGAAUGUACAAACGACAAGAUCGAUGGAAUGAUCAAUCUCAACAAACGUAGAACAUUGUACCAUGUCAUUUCAAACACUCGAAAAUACCAAUCGGUUCCAUACAACUUUUUAAAGGUUCAUCAAAUCCAAGCAUUUUUAACAGAAUUGAGAAUUGAUAAUGAUGCUUUGGAAGAAUCUUUUAAAUCAGUUUAA